ACUUUACAGAGAUUUUAGCUGGUAAAACCUUUGUUGAAGAUGCACAUUAGUUUUGCUGGAUUCUUUUGUAACAAUUUAACAUUAUGAAGGCGGGGAUAUGCUUAAGGUAACAAUUAGAAUCGUGAUUUUAUUGUGAGGUUUUCAUCAAUAUGCUAUUUUGUGCGGAACUGCGCCCACAGAGAAAUGUCCGAGCAGAAUUUAGUAGUCGAAUGCGGUACUGACGUUUUAGUCAAUUACGUUGAGUCGCUGCACGUCUACACAGGAUUGUUGACAGUGGCUACAGUUUGUGGUGGACUAACGGGAAUAUUAGCCGCUGCCCUUUUCUAUACGUUUUGCCUGAAAACUUUAAUUUUGACAAGACAGGGGCACAAUGCAAGAAGGCUACUUGAAUCUGAUGAUGGAGAAGUGGAAAACAUCACCAGUGAUCAUGCGAGCAACAACAGAAAAGAAGCCCCGCCUGCUGCAACUAAUGACAAAGAGAAGAAACAGGAACCGAUGAACAGUGAUGUUGCAGCAUUUGCAUCAAGAGCAAAAGUGGUCUACCCCAUCAACCAAAAAUACAGACCUUUAGCAGACGGAGCAUCCAACCCUUCUCUUCAUGAAUGCUCCAAGUUGCCGACAAUGCCAAAAGAGGAUUCGUCGUCGUCCUUCACAGAGGGAGACUCUCUAAGUCAAGAUCUGGACAACGAUGACGGCAGCCAGUUCAUCUCCUCCUCAUCGGUCCCCAAGAACCUGCAGAACCAGAGCUUUGUCAGGGUCUCCCACUACUCCUACACACUGACACAAAAAGGUUUUGAAGCAAGGAUCAACCUCCAUUGUUUGGCCCUGAAGGAUGUCGAACAGCUUUGCGCUCAACUUCUGGAAGAAAAAUUUACUAUUUACCUUGAAAUGGUAAAAAAAAUAUUUUGCAGUCAUUUUCCAAGAGACAGAAACGAUGCAGACUUCACUAAGCGUAUUCUUCAAGUGCAGCAAAAGGAAUUGGAGGAGCUAAAGAAACAGCUGCCAACAGCCCAUACGACCAGUGAUGAUAAUUUGGAUGCUCCUUGUACUUUGGAGGAAAUGGAGAGAUCUCAAAAGAAUAUUCUAGAAAGCAGCCUUCAAAUGUCCAAAAGUUUCAGCAAAGUGGUGGAGGAGCUCUGCCAGCAUGUGAUGAAGAGGACCAGCAGUUUCCCUGCAGAUGAAGCACUUGAUGCGACAGUCGCUCUCAACCAGACUCUUGUGUUGGUCGAGAAUCACCUCAUGAAAGCUCAAGAAACUCAAAUAAUGCAAAUUUACCAGAAGCUGUUAUGGUGGGAGGAGCUGACGGGGCUUCUCCAGUCCCAACCUGCCUUGGUCCAGCAGGAAGCAUCUCUGAGGCAGAGCUUGAUGGCUACGGCCCUGGAACAGCUGACCAGCGAGGAUGUUUUGACUUUCAGCUGCAUGGAAACGAUACUUUCUCAAGUGCAGCACGCGCUUACAGAAAGUCUUCAACUGUGCAGAGAGGAUUACAUAAGGAAAACAAAUGAGUUGCUGGUUGAAAAGUGUAGCAAAAUGGAGGCAAAGCGAAAAAAGCUUCAGAGGAGCCAGGACAAGGAGAGAAGUCGUGUGCUGGAGCUAAGGCAAACUCACAGUGACCCAGAGCAGCUUUCAAAGGAGUUUCAAGAGCUAUUAUUAAAACAAAGGCAGAAGCUUUGUGAUUUGGAACUCCAACACAACGACCGGAUGGCUGACAACCUCUGCAACGUUUGGACAAAACUCCGCAGCAGCUGGUCAAAGAGGCUCCAAGAACGAACCAAAGACAUCUUUUGCACGUCUGUUACCGCCCAGUGCAAGCUGUCUGCUGAACGCUGCCAAGCGCUGUGGAUGGACGUAGAGCAGCAGUUUUCUGCACAUCAGCAGCGGGUGGAGACAACAGCCAGAUUGCAAAUGGAGCAAAUGCAGGCUCAGAUUGCUCAAGAACGACAGGUAUGGACCGAGUCCACCGCUCUAAUGCAUGCCAGCCUCAAGCAUCUGAAGAACCAGCAGAUGAAAAUCCUACGAGCCAUGGUGGUCAGUCAGAGCUACACACUUAACAGUCAAGUGGGGGAGUUGCUGGAUAAGAAACAUGAGCACCUGCUGGCAUGCGUGCAGCGCCACUUCAUGGCCAGACACUUUUGUCUACACCUGCUUAAAGAGAUGAGACUUUCCAAGCUGAAGGUUCUGUCUCAGACCGACUUUCGGGCUUUGCUGAUGAAGGAGCCCGCCACAGUCCACUCCUGUGUUGAUUCAGCUCUCAAGGACAGCAGUGCUAGCCUAGCAGAGAAGCAUCUGGUUCCAGAGAGUCAACUGGUGAGUCAUAGUUUCCAUCAGGAAUUCUUGUCGGAGUUGGAAACAGGGACAGAGAUUCUUCAGAAUCAUGCGCAGUUGGUGCUCGGCAACGCCCUCAGCCACGCCGUCUUGCAGCUGAUGGAAGGCCGGCUCUCUGAAUCACAAAGCAGCUCUACGGAUGAAGACGACUUGAAGCGUCAUCUAACAGAGGCCGCUUCUGAGAGUGUAUACGUGACCAAAGAUUCUCUUACUGCUCUCGUCCAAAGCUACUAUGCUAGCUUACAAGAUAUUGCUCAAAAACUGCAGCCACCUCAGUCAAACACGAAUUUUGAUGUGACUGAGGAAGCCUCCAGUAGCAGUCGGUUGAACAAAGCGUUGAUACGGGAGCUGGAGAACUGGGGAAGGAAACCCACCUCUGCUAAGUUUCAACAGAGGGUUGAGGUCCACAAAAGGAAAUUGUUAGAGCAUUGCGAUCUGGAGCAGGAGAUGAUGUGUGAGGAACUGAGACGAAGAAAAGUAGCCCAGACUCAAACGUUAGAAAGGAUCAAUGGACUACUACAGGAGGCAGAAAGAAGCUUCAUAAGUGAUUUGGCAGCAUUGGCUCGGGUUUCCAUCCACAGUCCAGACAUAGAAGACAGCGAUGAAGAUGACAACGCGGGGGAAGUGAAUGCCUCUAUAAUGGACCUUCUUGCCCGGAACCCAGCCCUAGAUCCGGCCUUGAAUCCAUCACUGACUCCAACUGUUGUCACUCCAGCCUCAUCAAAACUGACAAAAAAGAAAAAAAGAGAUCCAGAGGCUCAUAUCAGUUGAAAAUGUUUUGGUAUUGUACAGUCUACUUGGUCUAAAAGGGUUAUGUUUUAAAUACAAUACAGUUUUCCCAUGCAUUUUUUUUCCUAUUGCUGUAUUUCCAUCCAUCCUAUCAAUAUAGAAUCUAUUGAAA
This is a messenger RNA of Syngnathus acus (greater pipefish), 3226 nucleotides long. RefSeq names its product ellis-van Creveld syndrome protein (gene evc). Lineage: Eukaryota; Metazoa; Chordata; Actinopteri; Syngnathiformes; Syngnathidae. Gene Ontology annotation, biological process: smoothened signaling pathway. The record is from RefSeq and is a predicted model, not a curated record. The transcript has 20 exons. Bases 184 to 3096 code for a protein of 970 amino acids.